Messenger RNA from Ailuropoda melanoleuca (giant panda), 4663 nucleotides. It is a transcript of the gene CBX2, whose product is annotated as chromobox 2. NCBI's taxonomy places the organism in Eukaryota, Metazoa, Chordata, Mammalia, Carnivora, Ursidae. Gene Ontology annotation, cellular component: heterochromatin; PRC1 complex. The transcript is spliced from 5 exons. The record is from RefSeq and is a predicted model, not a curated record. Gene Ontology annotation, biological process: negative regulation of transcription by RNA polymerase II. The coding region runs from base 1 to 1581 and encodes 526 amino acids.
AUGCCUAAGCUCCCGGCGGCCACCCAGCCGGACGGCGCUCCCGGCUCUCGGACCUCGCCGGGCCAAGCCACUCCACGCCGGUUCCGUAUUGACAGCAAAUCCCGGUCAGGACACAACAGCUGGGAGCCAGAGGAAAAUAUCCUGGACCCAAGGCUGCUCCUGGCCUUCCAGAAGAAGGAACACGAGAAGGAGGUGCAGAACCGGAAGAGAGGCAAGAGGCCCAGGGGCAGGCCAAGGAAGCACACCACGGUGUCCUGUGGCCGGCGCUCCACGCUAAAGGAACCCGACGCUCCCCCCAAAUCCAGCACGUCCUCUUCAUCCUCUACGUCUUCCUCCGCCUCGUCCGACGAAGAGGAUGACAGUGAUUUAGAUGCCAAGAGGGGCCCCCGGGGCCGCGAGACCCACCCAGUGCCUCAGAAGAAGGCCCAGAUCUUGGUGGCCAAACCCGAAUUGAAGGAUCCCAUCCGGAAGAAGCGAGGCCGCAAGCCCCUGCCCCCGGAGCAGAAGGUGGCGCGGAGACCCGUGAGCCUCGCCAAGGUGCUGAAGACCGCCCGGAAGGACCUGGGGGUGCCGGCCAGCAAGCUGCCCCCUCCGCUCAGUGCCCCUGUGGCGGGCCUGGCCGCCCUGAAGGCCCACGCCAAGGAGGCCUGCGGUGGCCCCAGUGCCAUGGCCACCCCGGAGAACCUGGCCAGCCUGAUGAAGGGCAUGGCUGGCAGCCCCAGCCGGGGCGGCAUCAGCUGGCAGAGCUCCAUCGUGCACUACAUGAACCGAAUGAGCCAAAGCCAGGCCCAGGCUGCCAGCAGACUGGCCCUCAAGGCCCAGACUGCCGGCAAGUGCGGCCUCGGGCUGGACCUCAAGGUGAGGACACAGAAGGGGGAGCUGGGGAUCAGCUCCCCGGGAAGCAAGGUCUCAAAGGCCCCCAGCAGUGGGGCUGUGGAGCAGAAAGGGGGGAGUGCAGGGGGGCCCCCCUAUGUCCACAGUAGUAGUAAGGGCCCUGCCGGGUGCCUGGGCCCCCAGCCUGCCCCCACGCAGGAGCUGAGCCUCCAGGUCUUGGACUUGCAGAGUGUUAAGAACGGCACCGCAGGGGUGGGCGUGGCUGCCCGCCAUGCCACAGCCAGCAAGGUUGUCCCUGUCACCAGUCCAGCCACGGGAAAGAGCGCCGGGGGCGGCCCCACGGGGGGGAGUGGGGCCAUGAUGCUCUCCGACACCAGCAAGAGUGAGAAGCUGCCUUCCAGGCUGGCAGCUCUGUCCUCCUCUGCAGGCAAAAGGGACUGUCUCAGGGGCAGCGCAGCCCCCGGCGGGCAGGAGGGCCACGCGGCCCCCGGGGAAGUACCCAAGACAGGCUUGCCGGCAGAGCUGAGCCCCGGAGAGGAGAGCAGCUCCGACUCAGAUCCUGGCUCAGCCUCGCCACCCGGCGCCGUACAAAACCCAUCCGUGUCUGUCCAGACCAGCCAGGACUGGAAGCCCACCCGUAGCCUCAUUGAGCAUGUCUUUGUCACCGAUGUCACUGCCAACCUCAUCACGGUCACGGUGAAGGAGUCCCCCACCAGCGUGGGCUUCUUCAACCUUAGACAUUACUGAUGCCCCCUCGCUGCCCGGCUCUUGCCUGCCCUUCUCUGGCCUCUGGUUUUGCUUUGAUACCUGCCCUACACCCCCAAGCCUUUUCUGGGGUCCGGGUGGCCUCCUUCAAGGGCAGGCUUGGAGGGGACAUGCCCCAGCCCUGCCUGUGAUUUCAGGCAGGCUAGUACCUUGAUGCCUUGCCAAGGCCUGGCCUUGCCCUCCUUCCUACCUCUGGGCCUUUGCUUCACUUCCCACAUGCCUCAGGAAGUCUGCCUCCCAUGUCUCUGGCCGAACAUUCUUCAAGGCCAUCCCGUGUUUGCUAUUUGAACUGCCCUGUCUGGCCUGUGACGACAGGGCGGUGGUCAGCUUUCCUCUGGAUUUCUGGGGGGGCACAGCUAUUAGAGGAGGGAUCGAGCUUGGUAGUUCUUGCCCAGUGAUGGGGAAGGAGCAUGGACUGGGGUGGGGGCAAGGCCCUGACAGACGGACAGGUCUCAACUAUAUUUGUACAAGAUGGGCGGGGGGCAGUUAAGGGACCUCGCCAGUCAGGACUCCCCUUUAGAGCGGUGCCCGAUGGCCAAGGACCAGGGACCUGUCCGUCUCCCUGUCCCUGCCCCAUGCCAACAGCUCAAGGCUGCGGCCCGAAUGUAGGCCAGGUGCUGGCUGUUGGGGUGUUCGGGAACCCUACAGACAUCCCUUGGUGCCCUGUAAUUCUGGUUCACAUUAACAACUGCAGCACCCCAAUGUUGGUCGGAAGUCAGCAUGAACUGGGAGGGACUGGUCCCAGAGCUGUUUCCCUAGAGCCUUCCCAUUUCUGGAGGGGGCAAAAGCAGAAGGGUGUUACUUUGGCUGCCCUCCUUUCUGCUGUUUAUUGCUCUUCUGUGCAAGGACAGCCAUGGCCCCACAAACUGCCUCGGAGAGCCCCUGGAAGGUGAGAGUGUGGGCAGUUGCUGGAGGUAGGCCCGCCCUCCCGUGGCCAGCUAGCUUCCGGCUUUGGGCAGGUGUUUGGCAUGGCUUCCGCCACAUGGGCACCGCCUCUCCCUGACAAUCCUUCCCACCUUUGGGGAUUCCGUGUGCUCCUUCCCAACUGCGAAGCUGUGCCCCUGAACCGUUUGGAAAUGGGGCACAAUCUGAGUGUCCCCCCUGGCAGAGGGCCCCCAGAAAGGCCAGAUCUGCCAGCCCAGCUUGCCUCCCCUCAGAUGCGCCAAACCUGGGCGCUGCCUGGUUUGGCUUGUGGCAGGAAGGUGGAUUAAGGUGUGGGGUCUUCGUGAUGCCAAAAGAAAAGUGGAGGUGCGGGGUCCUCUUCUGCCCCAUUGGUUGGUGGACACCAGCCCGCAGGUGUGGGCACUCCCUCUGUCCUGUUGCCUUGAUCACAGGGGAGCCCAGGCUCACGCGGUGGUCCCUGCUUUCGGAGGGGUAGGCCUGCCAGACCUCCAGCUCCCUCAUCCCUCACCCUCUGCGCCAAAUAGAGAUGGCUUUUGUGUGUCUGAAUCCAUUUCAACAGUGUGCCUUUGGGGACAGACCCGUGUCCAGGACCUUGCCAAGGGGUAUCCGCGUGCAGCUUCUGGGUCUUCUGCGUGGUAGCCUUUGUGGGUGGCAGCAGGAGUGGUGCCCAUCUUGGCAGAGCUGAGGGUCCCAGACAACCAGGCUAGAACUGGAAAGCAGGCAGUAAAGGGGAGAAUUGCCCCAUCCGCCCUUCCCCUCAGGAAGCGGGGUUGGGGGGCAAUUGCAGCUCACUGCACGGUCUGGAAGAAAGGGAUCGCUGCACACGGGGCUGCUAACACCAGCUUCCCCUCCGGUUCCCAGACACCCAGAUGCUCCCUGGCUGUGAAUAGAGGGGCUCCUCUGGGAUGCCUCCCCCUCGGAGGGGCUGACAGCCUCCAGGUUUUGCAGCUCCCUCUCUGCCAUGCACCGCAUCGUGCGGAGCCAGGCCACCAGCAGCCCUGCAAGCCCUUGGGGUGACUGGGGGCUCCCGUGGGCUGCUGGACAAAGGGUGUCGGCGCUGACUUGACCUUCUCAGCGGCCGGGUCUCCAAACCCCGACGUGGUGCCUUUCCGUUUACCAGCUACAUCAGUCCCAAAGCUGACUCUGCAGACACCUUACUCCCAGCCACUUUGCCUUCGUGCUGUGUUGUGUGGGGGUUUUUGGUGCUUGUGACUCCGUGUGGUUCAUGUUUGAAAGGGGGUGUGUGUGUGUGCACGUGCAGGCGUGACUGCCUUCGCUGGAGAAUUGAUUGUCAUGUUUACCAAUAAAAGUAGUAACUACUCUUUUAUUUGCUGCUAUGUGUGUGUGCGUGCGUGUGUGUGUGUGUGUGUGUGUGUGGCAUCAGUCACAGCUGACUGGGGAUUCCUUGUUGAUUCUGCAGGAUUCCCUGCAUGGACUGCAUCACGGCGUGUCCUGAAUGGGUGUUUUAAUCCUGUUGUGUCUUUGUUUGCUUGUCAUGGAGAGGAACAAGUGGCCAGUCUGUCCUCUUAAGAGGAUUUGACAUAUUUUUAUAUAUAUAUUUUGGUACCAAAAAGAGUGUGCCUUGUUUUGGUUACACUCAAAAUUCUGACCUGACUAAGAGGGCUCUGGGCCUAGAGGUUUCGCUGGGGAAACAGGACCAGAGCUUUGCACCGGUGCCAGUUGCUGGCUUGAUUUGUGUUUUUUAAUUAAAAAAAAAAAAAUCAUUCAUGUAUGCCACUUCUAAUUGCUUUAAACUAUGGCUGUUUGCUUUUUUAAAAGCGAACAAACGGUGAAUAUGUUAUUGCCCUGGGAAGUGUAAGAUCUUUGUUGAAGCAGGACAGCAGCCCAGCCCCCAUGUUCAAUCAGGCCCUACCAGUGAGAGAAAAUGCUUCCCCCAGGAAGCCUGCGGUGGUUUGGGGGGGUGGGAGGAGGGGCAAGGUAGCGCCUAGAUGACCUGACUUUUCCUCAAGUACAUCUAAAGAUUCUAAAGAUUCUGUUGCUUUUCUAGUAUUUUUGGAAAACUAACACUAGGCCUAGGUUGCAGUUUUUUUUAUUUUUUGACGUUAAUUUAUUUUGCAGGGGAAAGACAUUAGCGAGUGGUGUCAGGGUUUGUCUUACUUUCUGUUAACUUAGUAUAUAAAUAAAUUUUUUUUAACUUGUC